AUGAGUUUAUCGAAGCCUUCGGGGCCUAAGGGCCGCAAAUACUGGCUCGACAAUCUAAGAGCUGUCAUGACGACCAUUGUCAUCAUCAACCAUACAGGCGCAGCCUACGGUGGUGGUGGCACAGGGGAUCACCCAGGAAGCUUCGCCAAAACAUCACCUAUCGUAUUGCCCUAUGUCGCUUUCCACUACGCUUAUGGCCUUGGACAGUUCUUCUGGCUUUCAGGGAACUUAACGGCUAAGUCGCUCUCCAAAGGUUCAUGGACAGAGUUCGUCAAGAGCAAACUCCUGAGGCUGGGCCUGCCAUCGCUCUUGUAUUCCAUCUUUCUCGAGCCGCUUCAAAAGAUCGCCACACGGCCCGGAGAUCUCCGUGAGAAUCUAAAGAAUUACUGGAACGCGGUGCUUGAGCAUAAGGGCUGGAAAGAACCUGGAGGCGGGACCGUUUGGUACACGACGACGCUGCUGAUGUUCGAUCUCUGCGCUGUUCUUCUUACCCGUUGUCUGCAUCUAUUCAAGACCAAGGGUGCUCGCUCGCCAGAGUUCCUCAGCGUGGCCAAGAUUUACGGGCACAUGUGUCGUUGGGGAUGGCUGGUAAUUGCUGGAACCAGAUUUUUGGUUGGCACAAAGUUCCCUAUGGGCUCCAGGCUCCCCGUGAUUCAUGUUCAGCCGUGGUUCCUACCUCAGCACAUCUAUGGCUACGUAUUGGGCUACAUGGCUUCUGUUUUGGGUAAGUCACGAAUGUCGAGCUUGUAUGAGAACAAGUCCGGACCACUUGGCAAACUAUCCAUGGCCAAGGCCAGUGCCAUCUCUUUGGCGUUGAUACCAGUUAUCUUGAUCCCCAGCUUUCUGCGAGACAGAAAGGCUAGCAAGAAAGAGGAUAGUGACAAGGAUUCAUAUCCUCCUAAUAAGGGUGGCAUGCAGCUGUCGGGAUGGACUGCAGACGCCGCACUCUUUGCUCUCUGGAACGAAUUCACUUUCGCGACUGUUGGUCCUGCUUUCAUGUCUCUUUGGGAACACAACUACAACCGACCAGGAAAGCAGAGGUUAUGGUCUCCUCGCUAUGCUUACGCAGCAUAUCUGCUUCACUCGCCCAUAUCGUGGUUUGUUGGUCGAGGUUUGCACACUGCCAUGUGCAGAGGGGAGGAGAGACCAGCUUGGAUGGACUCUGAGUCUUGGCAAAAUAUCGGACCUGUGUUAAUGACAGCAACGGCUGGCUAUAUCGAGGUUGUUGCUUCCUUUGGGUUUGGUAUGUUCUUGGUUGAUUAUGUACCGGGUGCGGGUUCAAUUCUUUAA
Molecule: messenger RNA, 1290 nt
Organism: Fusarium coffeatum
Lineage: Eukaryota; Fungi; Ascomycota; Sordariomycetes; Hypocreales; Nectriaceae
Exons: 1
Coding region: 1-1290 (429 amino acids)
Molecular function (GO): acyltransferase activity, transferring groups other than amino-acyl groups
Source: RefSeq, a predicted model, not a curated record